Molecule: messenger RNA, 1055 nt
Organism: Phytophthora infestans T30-4
Lineage: Eukaryota; Oomycota; Peronosporomycetes; Peronosporales; Peronosporaceae
Exons: 1
Coding region: 222-1055 (277 amino acids)
Source: RefSeq, a predicted model, not a curated record
AGCAAGACAGGCUGGCAGCAGACGGCGACCAUGCAGUACUUGUGAUGGACUUCUCGUAGAAUCUUACAGUUCCAAGUGUUGCCAGUACGCCAUCGCAAUGGUACUUCUGCUCGCUGCUUUCGGUCAGCUGUUUCGGGAUAUUUUACGAGAACGAAGGUGUUCAAACGAACUACUUGUAUGACGAAAGGACUAGUGGUAAGGGAAGCGACCAUAUCAACUCAAUGUUGGAUCCCUUUAUCGGCAAACUGGCUGAUUCGGGGAAGAAACGACUGACAGUUUACGCGGACAAUUGUUCAGGUCAGAACAAAAACAACUUCGUCACUAAAUUCUUCCUGGCUCAGGUCCACAUGGGCCGUUUGCAGCACGUGAACUAUAAGUUCUUCGUCAAGGGCCACACGAAGAACUCGUGCGACCGCGGCUUUGGGCAUAUUCGAAAGCAUGUUGCGGGUAUUGACAUUAGGACGAUGGAUCACUUAGUAGACGCUGUUGGGGCAGCUGCGUCAAAUGCAGCAACCGUAUACGUGCCGGCGGGGGAAAAAUUCUUGAAGGAAUUUCAACUUUUCUCGAUGGACAAUGACAAACCCUGGGUAGUUUCCUGCCGAAAGAGCCCUGAGUCGGAGGUUGAUGAAAGAGACUUGCGUAGGAAAUUUGACGGCAUCUUGACACCGAAAGAAAAGGUGAUACGCAUCCUGAUCGACCACAUUGAGUACCUCCCUCCUCCGGUACCAAACGCGGAAAAGAUUGCUCAGCUCUAUCAGUCAAUUAGACCCUACGUUCCUGCUGAAUUUAGCGACGUCCCUCUCUACGCGAAGCCGACUGCGCAACAAGGAGAUGUUGCCAAAGCAAACAAGCAAGCCCGGCGUCUCCACCGUGCUGCAAUGGUAAUAGCUGCAAAAAAACACGAAGAUCAACGAGGAAGAGGGGAAGUUGAAGACCAUCCCGAGCCAUCGCCCGAAAACCCAACUCCAGCUACAACUACAAAUAAGACGAAGGGAAAAGCUGGUCCCGUACUGUCCAAUCGAGGGGCAAAGAGCCGAAAAACUGCUGAGGGGUAA